Daldinia decipiens is the source of this 1960-nucleotide messenger RNA. RefSeq lists its product as uncharacterized. The record is from RefSeq and is a predicted model, not a curated record. Gene Ontology annotation, cellular component: cytoplasm. NCBI's taxonomy places the organism in Eukaryota, Fungi, Ascomycota, Sordariomycetes, Xylariales, Hypoxylaceae. Gene Ontology annotation, biological process: protein refolding; response to heat. The coding region runs from base 189 to 1796 and encodes 535 amino acids. The transcript is spliced from 3 exons. Gene Ontology annotation, molecular function: ATP binding; heat shock protein binding.
CUUAGCGCAAAAAAAAAAAGUUCGAGCGUCAUUGUAACGGCUCCGAAGUUGCAUGUUAAUCAUCUUCACUUUCUUCUCUACCUCUACGACAUGUGCAAAACGUGAUCGAUUAGCUCUCUGAAUGAAUACGAUAUUAUGAGGAGUUUUGAAAUCCGGUAGAAUUUGACGUGCGACUAGGAGUAUUUAAUAUGAAUUCGACUCUAUUCUCAAAGGCAGCGCUGCCCUCGCGCAUACUCUCCCCUGCUCAUAUAUAUCGAAGGCAGAGAUUACGAAGUAACUUACGAAAGCGCGCGCAAGUCAGCACGAUAUGUUCUCUAUCAAAAAGACCAAAUAUUAUAACGAAGCCUGGAUGCGAAGCCGUAUUAUGCAGACGGCCCUUCCAUGCUAGCCCUACUUCUCUCUCUAUCAAAGACCCAUAUCAAACCCUCGGCGUUGGGAAAUCUGCUUCGCCAGCGGAAAUAAAAAAAGCUUACUAUGGGUUAGCCAAGAAGUUCCACCCGGAUACAAAUAAGGAUCCGUCGGCGAAAGACAAAUUUGGCGAGAUCCAGUCCGCGUACGAAAUCCUGUCCGAUGCGAAGAAGAGGGAACAGUACGACCAAUUUGGCGCCGCUGGCUUUGAUCCUAAUGGUGGGCCCCAGCCGGGAGGUGAUCCUUUCGGGGGUGCGGGUAAUCCUUUCACGGGUUUUGGGGGGCAAGGAGGUUUCGGUGCGGGCUUCGGUUUCGAUGAUAUCUUUUCCGCAUUUACUGGUGGACGAGGGGGGCCUUUUGGCGCGGGAGGCCGUUCUGGUGGAAAGAAUCCGUUCGCCCAAGAAAUACUCGUGGGAGAAAAUAUCGAGAUACAAACGAGCAUAUCAUUCAUGGAGGCGGCCAGAGGAACCAGCAAGACGGUCACGAUACAUCCACUUGUGCAAUGCCAUAGCUGCAGUGGAAGUGGUCUCAAGCCGGGUGCCAAGCGGUCAGACUGCACGUCUUGCGGCGGUACAGGGACACAGGUGCACAUCCUAUCCGGGUUCCAAGUGGCGACUACUUGUGGGGCUUGCAAAGGCACUGGGCAGUCAACUCCUAGGGGAUCAGAAUGCCGGACGUGUUCUGGGGCUGGAGCCGUUAGGGAAAGCAAGAAUAUUACCGUAGACAUCCCAGCGGGUAUUGAAGAUGGAAUGAGGCUGCGAUUAGACGGCGAAGGAGAUGCACCUGUCACUGGCGACGCAGCAGGACCCAAUCCUAGAACGGCUCGAGGAGAUCUCUACGUUUCCGUCAGGGUAGCGUCGGAUCCUAAGUUCAAGCGAUCAGGUUCUGAUAUCCUCUAUACUGCAACUAUACCCUUGACCACGGCGAUGCUGGGUGGUGAGGUGACUGUCCCGACACUGGAUGGACAAGUCAAUGUAAAGGUUGGGACAGGUACGAACACCGGUGACAAGAUAACCCUGCCUAAGUUAGGUAUGAAGAAGCUAGGUGCUCGGCGUAGCAACGCAACGGGAGACUUGAAAGUUGAAUACCGAGUAGCUAUGCCGAAGUAUCUCUCAGCCAACCAGAGGACAAUUCUGGAGAUGUUGGCAGAUGAGAUGGGUGACAAGACAGCUAAACGGAUAAUGAAUGUUAGGAUGCCGGGAUCUGGGACCCCAGGAGAAGCAACGAAAAAUGACGACCCCGCGUCACAUCAAAACGAAGGAUUUCUAAAAUCUAUAUGGCAUAACUUGACAAACCACCCAGCCCAUCAAAGGCCAGAGGACCAAGGGCAUGGUCAGAAUAAACCUGACGAAGAUCCGAAGAAAAAAUCCGAUUCGGGUUCGAGUUAGGCUUAUACUAUACCUCCUGGGUAUUGUCUCUGGGCGACUGGGUGACAUGUAUCCUCUUACAGCAUGUACCAUACUUACGCCUCGGGAGAUAGGUGAUUAAAUAAAGCACCAGAAUUUUAGAAAUAGAGAUUGGAACUGCAUGGACGGUGUUGAGGCUGGGUCGG